AUGGCCAUGGCGGAGGUCGAGGUGCCUCCUGCAGUGCAUACCUCCAAGAUCAGGCCGAUCAUCAGCGAACAUCUUCGCCACGCCAGCACCAGGCCGCGCACGACCUUUGACCCUGAGAAGCAUUUGGUGUACUGCGAGGAUCCGAAGGUGUUGAUGCUCAAAGACAUCGGGCUUCCAGAAGAUGUGGGCAUCUCCCCCGUUGCCAUCUCCGAGCCCUUCCCCUUGUUCAGCGAAGAAGCCAUCGGCCACAUGAGGAGUGAGAUUUUCACAAACGAAGUCUGGGACAACUGUCUGUACAGCACCGAUUUCGCGGGCUGCCAGCUCAGGGGCCACUGUCCGAAGUAUGCCCCGUUCAUGUACGACGCGUGGAAGAACCCCACGACAUUGGCCAUUGUGUCGAAAAUCGCCGGCGUCGACCUGGUCCCCGCCAUCGACAUCGAGAUCGGUAACAUCAACGUCUCAGUCCAAGAUCCCCUGAAGAACUACCGGAAGCAAGAGGGUCAGUCGGAGGACGACAUCCCCGUCACCAAAUGGCACGUCGACAGCUACCCGUUCGUGUGUGUCGUGAUGAUGAGCGACGCGUCGCAGAUGGUUGGGGGCGAAACGGCGAUCAAGACCGGCGCCGGGGAGAUCAUCAAAGUCCGUGGACCACAGAUGGGCAGCGGUGUGGUCCUUCAGGGCCGGCACAUCACACACCAGGCACUGGCCGCACUGGGCGGAACCGAGCGCAUUACCAUGGUAACAGCGUUUCGCCCGAAAGACGCCCUCACCCCGGACUCCUCGGUCCUCACAACCAUCCGGCCUAUCACGAACCUGUCGGACCUGUACUUCCAGUGGACGGAGUACCGCGUGGAGGUGUUGCAGGAGCGUCUGCGGGUGAUGUUGGACGUCCUCAGGGAGCAGCAUCAUGCCAGUCAGCCGACGGACGCCGUCAAAAUCAAGGAGUUUCUUCGGCAGCAGGUGGACUGGCUCUCCAUCACGGACAGGGAAAUUGUCCCGCAGUAA
Molecule: messenger RNA, 1005 nt
Organism: Fonsecaea erecta
Lineage: Eukaryota; Fungi; Ascomycota; Eurotiomycetes; Chaetothyriales; Herpotrichiellaceae
Exons: 3
Coding region: 1-1005 (334 amino acids)
Source: RefSeq, a predicted model, not a curated record